CCAGAGUGAAUUCGCGCCAGUUUAAAAACGGCUCUCUAAUGAAUAGCACGUCGGCGGUCGGCAAACGAUAAAGAAAAGAAAAACCCAUACUAAUUUCCCUAAAUCGUAAAAUUAGCUUUAUUGCCGUACAUAGCUUUGUUCGUGGUUGUCAUAGUCAGAUCUGACUGUCUAACCUUCAGUGUGCGCGUCCUUUUGUAUUUUUUGGUGAUCAAGUCACCUCCUUCUACCCUACCACACAUCGCUCCAGUGUUACGCAGUCUACCUAUCGGAGAUCCCUUUCCGCGUUUCAUUAUUGCAUCUUUGCCAUGAUAGAGGCCUAUCGUCAAACGAGUUGCGGUGCACACAUUCAAACAUAGGAAGGACGUGUUACAAACAUGCGAUUAUCAGAAGUGCGAAGUGCAUAGAAAUAGGAAUAUUACUACGCAUUGUUAUCGCCAAUACCAUCGCCGUAUCUGUCUACUUGUAUCGUAGUCAAUAGUGUUAUAGUGUUUGUCAUCGGUCGCAGUCGUCCGUUAAUGUCGUCUCACACAAAGUAAAAUAAUUUCCAAUCAGAAGAAGUGCACAAUAGAAUUUUUCGUGUCUGUGAGUUGCAAAAAUUAGCAUUUCAACGAAAAGUCGAAACGUGUCUCUGUAAAUUACCUCCAUUCAGCCAUCCAUACACCAAGCACACCAUAGUGUUACUAAUAAGACAAGGAAUUAGGAUUCCAAACGAAAUUAAAGUUUUUGAACAAAGUUACCCCAUAUCCGUUGCCUUGAGUGGAGUAGAACAGAACAACAGGAUUACCACCAGGGAUUUAAACAAUUUCUAAACAUUCUGGUGAUAUGCUCCCAAUACAACGGAUACAAUUCGGAAGUCAAUUGGGAAACUGUGAUAAAGUAUUUGUUGUUUGUGAAGAAAACAAUUUGUAAGCGUUAAUUUUUUUUUGAGAACUCUUAAACUCUGCAACCGGUAAUUUAAAGAAUUUCGUGAUUCAAAAUGGAGCUAGAAAUGGAAACAACCAAAAUGUUAAAAGCCAAUGCGGUGCGCUGCAUUGAUAUUGAAUUUGAAGAUCUCACCUACCAGGUUACUGUGCCAAAACAAAAAGAAAAGAAAACCGUACUUAAGGGAAUAUCGGGAACAUUUCGGUCAGGAGAACUUACAGCCAUUAUGGGCCCAUCGGGAGCAGGCAAAUCAAGUCUUAUGAACAUCUUAACUGGAUUUACAAAAAAUGGCGUUACCGGAAACAUCAAAUUUGGCAGUGCUGCCAAAGCACGCAAAUUAUGCUGUUACAUAAUGCAGGAUGAUCAUUUCUAUUCCUGGUUCACUGUGGAGGAGACCAUGAUGUUGGCUGCCAGCUUAAAGAUAUCAAAUAAUUCCAUGCCCAUAAGGGAUCGAAAAUUAUUGAUUGAUCAAAUUUUGGAUACUCUUAAGCUGACAAAGACAAAGCAUACGCGAUGCAGUCGAUUAUCCGGUGGCCAGAAAAAACGUUUAUCUAUUGCCCUGGAGUUGAUCGAUAAUCCUGCCGUAUUGUUUUUAGAUGAACCCACCACAGGCCUUGACAGUUCCACCUCGUUUGAUACCAUCAAGCUUCUACAAACACUGGCCAGUCAAGGUCGUACCAUUGUCUGCACCAUUCACCAGCCGUCCUCGAAUAUUUACAGUCUCUUCAAUCAGAUCUAUGUCAUGAGCAAGGGCUAUUGUUCGUAUCAGGGCACCCCGGAUCGGACGGUAGACUAUUUUAAAUCGGUGGGCUUAGAAUGUCCACCUUACCACAAUCCUGCUGAUUUUUUGCUCGAGUGUGUUAAUGGUGAUUUUGGCGAUUAUACCAGUGCUUUGACAGAAGCUGCAAAAAAACCGGAAUGGCGCCAUGAUUAUGAUCGCAGCAGGUCUGCUAUAACCGCCAGUGAGAAAAUUUCGGAAGCUUUAAGUGCAACAAACGGCAAACAUUGCCCUUCUCAGCAAACACCAACCAGCAGUCAUAUCUAUCCCCCGCCAGAAUGGAUGCGUCUGUGGCUUUUAAUUGGACGUUGUCAUGUACAAAUAUUCCGCGAUUGGUCCCUGACUCACAUAAAGUUACUAAUGCACAUUUUAUGCGCGAUUCUCAUUGGUCUACUGUUCGGUGAUUCCGGUUCAAAUGCCGAUAAACAAUUGUCAAACUUUGGUUCUUUUCUCGUCCAUUCCCUGUAUCUGUGGUAUACCACCAUAAUGCCCGGAGUUUUGAGAUUUCCUCAAGAAAUAGCCAUCAUCAAAAAGGAAUCAUUUAACAACUGGUACAAGCUGCGUACAUAUUAUUUGGCCACACUGAUUACCUCAACGCCCGUUCAUAUUAUUCUAUCCUCGGUGUACAUGACAAUCGCCUACGUUAUGACAGAUCAACCACUUGAAUUGGAUCGAUUUGUUAAGAUGAUCCUAACGAGCAUGAUACUCACUGUAUGUGCGGAUGGCUUGGGUAUCUUUCUAGGAACGAUAUUGAAUCCUGUGAAUGGUACAUUUGUUGGAGCCGUGGCCACCUGUUUUAUGCUGAUCUUUUCCGGUUUCUUAAUAUUCCUCAACCACAUGUCCGACUUUAUGCGAAUGAUUUCGUACGUCUCACCCAUUCGUUAUGGCCUGGAGAAUAUGGUGUUGGCCAUGUAUUCAAAUAAUCGCCAGGACACAAUUUGUCCCGAUGAUGUGCUAUAUUGUCAUUUCAAGAACGCCGCCACGGUUUUGAAAAGUUUCGGCAUGGAAAAUGGCAACUAUGGCAUGAAUCUCACAAUAUUGGUAGUGCAAAUUUUAUUCUACAAAAGCUGUGCAUAUUUCACAUUGAGGCGUCAAGUAAAGCGCCAAUAAGGAUAAGGAAUGGAAACUUUGCCAACUGCACAAUUUCGAUGCCACAAAUUAGUAUUACAAAAAGUAGACAAAUAUGCAUGUUUUUUUUAUUAGAUUAUGACGAUGUUAAGUGAAUUAGCCUAUGAGAAAAUUUUCAACCUGACAUGGGAGGACAAUUAAUUUAUUAACUCAUAAGGGGACUUUUUGAUAAGUACAAUCGACUAGCACAUACAGUAGCGGACAAAAAUGUAGCAACACACUUAAAGCUUCUAACUUGGAAAUCAUCAUAACAAUGGAUUGUUUUGCAUGUCUUGUUGCUGACUGCUGUGAUGUUUUCAUGGGAAUUGACUAUUCAAUCAUAUUAGAAAUUAGUGCCUUAUUGUCAACACGUGGAGUAAUACUUGGCCAAUGACUCGAUUACUCCAUUUUACAGAAAGUUUAAUGAAAAUGUUUGCAUCGAUUAUAGAAAAUAGAUAUAGAAUAUGGGGUGCAGUUAUGAACCAACCGCCUUAUUCACAUUAAAUGUGGCUUUAAUAUUAAUCGAAUGGUUUUGUUAAUGGUGUUUUUAUUUUUUAACUAUUUUAUUCAAACUAAUUGGAAUCUUGCUUUCUACUAUAUGACAGAUGAGACGACAAAAAAUAUACAAACAAUACCUUAGUUCUAGCUCAGGUCACUCAUUGUAUUGAUGGCUUUUUCUAAUUAUUUUUACAACAACUCUACUUUUAAGUAUCUAUGGUUAGUUAUGGAUUGUGAUAACACUUUGUUACAUAGUAGCUUUUAUCUACGUUCGUUAUAUCUUUAUAAAUAAUUUUUAUUUUUGCGCUUUUACCAAUAACUAAAAUUGUCAUGUACUUAUAAUGAAUUUCGCAUACACCCGGUGUAUUCGUACUCUGCAUAAAUGGUGCACAAUAUACCCAUUAACAUAAAUAAUAAAUUCAACGAAUUUGGUAAUAAAUUUAAAUGAAAACAA
Messenger RNA from Stomoxys calcitrans (stable fly), 3758 nucleotides. RefSeq names its product ATP-binding cassette sub-family G member 1. The record is from RefSeq and is a predicted model, not a curated record. Gene Ontology annotation, molecular function: ATP binding; ABC-type transporter activity; ATP hydrolysis activity. The transcript is spliced from 13 exons. Lineage: Eukaryota; Metazoa; Arthropoda; Insecta; Diptera; Muscidae. Gene Ontology annotation, cellular component: plasma membrane. Bases 977 to 2809 code for a protein of 610 amino acids.